CAGCGGUUUUAUUGAGGCGGAGGGACGAGCUGGAUAGAAAUGAUCAUGAACGGGAGCGCAUUUGAUGUAGUCGUGUGCUGCUGGUGAUUCUGCACGGUUUGAGCAGCUGGUUGGAGGAGAACGUGCCGAUCGUGCAAUAAUCAUCCUAGAGGCGUUGCCAGCCCGAUGAUCAAGUCGAAGAUGUGAGAUCAGCUUUUCAACAAAUCGAUCUGCACUCAUGCGGCUUGCGGCAGCCGCUCCCGCAGCUGGCUCCUUCAGAAGGCGAGCCGUUGCGAUUGGCGGUGCGCUCACUUGCAGUGCGUUACCGGGCCGUGCUGCGUCGAGUGGUUUCUUUGCUGCGGCAGAUCCAAGUAGACACUCGAUUGAAGUAGACCACCGUGUCUACUACACCAAACCUUCUACUUCGUCCCCGCAAAAAUCCUUCCUUCACCGGGAGGAUGCACAGCUGCACGAAGGUGUCCAAGAGCUCUCGUUGAAGUCCGACCUGAUUCCGCCGGCGAAGAAUCAGACCCGCGCGGCGCCCUACGUGUCGGACGAAGAGUGCACGGAGUUCGCGGCGUCAAUCUACCGCAAGCCCGCGGUCGUGUGCAGUCGCGUGGAAGUGGAUGCAGACACCGACGGCUGCAAGUGCAAAGUGGUCCUGCCCGCGAGUAUCCACCCCGUGCCGGACACGAUGGAGUCUGUCAUCGACGCGCCACAAGAACCCGCCCUGCCAGGGCAGGGACCACCGAGGACGUUUGACCCGUAUUUUCGUAGCGAAUCUAGCUUUUCUGCUUUGCUAAAAAGAUGUACGGCGCUAUGGCAAGUUUUUAUUUCUCAUGCGCGGUAAAAAGAAAAACGGUGCAAGCAGACGUAGAGUAAGUAAGUAAAAAUUAUAUCUGUUCUGGCUUUCAAUUUCAAACACCUGACGUGACUGCGAUGUACACAUCAAAACGAUCCAUCUUCGAGUGACGCCAGCUCCUGAUAGCGACAGCAGGCUUAUUCAUCUUACGUGCGAAAUAAUGAUAAAUCUGAAACGCAAACGCAAGUGAGUUUGGGGAUAAUUACCACCGCCGAAACAUGAUUAUCAGCCCCGCCCCUCCCGCGCGCGCGGUGAACAACCUGGCGCCGUAUUCUCCGCCGCACAUGGUCGGCACCUGUCCCUUCCAAGCAAAGUGCGAGAACGAGCAGACCUGCGUGGGGUUUAACAGCUGGGGCUUCCAGAAGGUCAUGCAGAGCAACUACUCCGCCGUAGCGAACUUGUUGAACACCAUCUACUGCAUGUACUACAUGCCCAUGGAUAGCAAGUUCGAAAUCCCGCUGCGCGUCCGGCGCGCGCGGGAACUGGAACAGGAAGGAAAGUGAGAAGAGGAGAAAGCCUUCCUGUCGACCUGCAACCUUCUUUGCGAAGGUCUAGGUCGUCGGGCUCUGUGAGAAGGAGUGCAGGUGAAAGUCGUGGGGCACGUUUUUACCGCGUCGUAAUCAUACUGUCGUAGCGUGAAAGCAGCGGCUUGACGAUUUUUUUUUCUUUUCCAUACGAAGUACUAGACAAUCACGAUCCGGAACGA
Messenger RNA from Amoebophrya sp. A120, 1547 nucleotides. The record is from the annotation of a GenBank genome assembly. NCBI's taxonomy places the organism in Eukaryota, Dinophyceae, Syndiniales, Amoebophryaceae.